Molecule: messenger RNA, 2715 nt
Organism: Euleptes europaea (tarantolino)
Lineage: Eukaryota; Metazoa; Chordata; Lepidosauria; Squamata; Sphaerodactylidae
Gene: GTF3C3
Product: general transcription factor IIIC subunit 3
Exons: 19
Coding region: 1-2715 (904 amino acids)
Biological process (GO): transcription by RNA polymerase III
Cellular component (GO): transcription factor TFIIIC complex
Molecular function (GO): protein binding
Source: RefSeq, a predicted model, not a curated record
AUGUCCGGGUUCAGCCCCGAGCUCAUCGAGUACCUGGAGGGGAACAUCUCCUUCGAGGAGUUUGAGAGGCGCCGGGAGGAGCGGAAAAGCCGCGAGAGGCAGGAUGGAGAAAAUGUGCUCGCUGAGGAAAACGUAGACGAUACUGAUGGUCCAUCUACUUCUGGGCAAGGAUCGAACGUGGCACUUGAGGGUCACAGUGAAGUUGAAGAGGAGACGUCGGAUGGGGUCAGUAAAUCUGUCCAUCGAGUUUUUGCUUCCAUGAUGGGAGAAAAUGAAGAAGAGGACGAUGAAGAAGAGGACGAUGACGAAGAAACCUCGGAACAACCUACAGCGGGAGAUGUUUUUGCCCUGGAGAUGGUGCUUAAUAGAGAAACUAAGAAAAUGAUGAAAGAAAAACGACCCCGCAGUAAACUGCCCCGUGCCCUGAGAGGUCUCAUGGGGGAAGCCAACAUUCGGUUUGCUCGUGGAGAACAUGAAGAGGCCAUUCUGAUGUGCAUGGAGAUCAUCAGACAAGCUCCUCUUGCGUAUGAGCCAUUCUCAACGCUCGCCAUGAUUUAUGAAGACCAAGGAGAUAUGGAGAAAUCUUUGCAGUUUGAACUGAUCGCUGCUCACUUAAACCCCAGCGACACCGAGGAGUGGGUGCGGCUCGCGGAAAUGUCGCUCGAGCAGGACAAUAUUAAGCAGGCCAUUUUCUGCUAUGCAAAAGCCCUGAAAUAUGAUCCUACCAACGUGCGCUACCUGUGGGAGAGGUCAAGCCUAUAUGAGCAGCUGGGGGAACAUAAGCUGGCAAUGGACGGUUACAGGCGCAUUUUGAAUCUUCUGACCCCUUUUGAUGGCGAUCGCUUUAUGCAUUUGGCAAGAGAUAUGGCAAAGAGUUACUAUGAGGCCAGUGACAUCGCAGCUGCAAUUGAGAUCAUGGAGGAAGCAUUCAGCAAACACCAGAACCUUGUGUCUGUGGAAGAUGUUAAUAUAGCUGCAGAACUGUAUAUUUCUAACAAGCAGUAUGACAAAGCAUUGGCGGUCAUUACGGACUUUUCAGGGAUUGUGCUUGAGAAGAAAGAGGAAGAAAGAGAGUCAUCUGUAGAGAAUGAAGAUCCAGUUGAAGCGGAGCAGGGACAAGAACCAACAGCCGACCACGAAGAUGGUGCACGCACAACCAGUUCUGCUUCUUCAGAAAAAGUUACCUGUUCUAUUCCGGAGGGGGUUCCCAUUGACAUUACUGUGAAGCUCAUGGUUUGCUUGGUGCACUUGAACAUCUUGGAGCCUCUCAACCUUCUGCUGACCACUCUAGUGGAACAAAACCCUGAGGAUAUGGGAGAUUUGUACCUUGAUGUGGCAGAAGCAUUCCUUGAUGUCGGGGAAUAUAAUUCUGCGCUCCCUCUCUUGAGUUCCUUGGUCUGCUCGGAAAGAUACAACUUAGCUGUCGUGUGGCUCCGCCAUGCAGAGUGCUUGAAGGCGUUGGGCUACAUCGAGCACGCAGCGGAGAGCUACGCCAAAGUGGUCGACCUGGCCCCUCUGCACUUGGACGCCAGGAUUUCCCUCUCUACCCUUCAGCAGCAGUUGGGCCGGCCCGAGAAAGCCCUGGAAGCGCUGGAGCCCAUGUACGACCCGGACACGCUGGCGCAGGAUGCGAAUGCCGCCCAGCAGGAGUUAAAAUUGCUGCUCCAUCGUUCGACGCUGUUGCACUCUCAGGGCAACAUGUACGGCUACGUGGAUUCUCUGCUCACCAUGCUGGCCAUGCUCCUCAAGGUAGCGAUGAACCGAGCUCAGGUGUGUUUAAUAUCCAGUUCCAAGUCCGGAGAAAGGCAUCUCUAUCUUAUUAAAGUAUCGAGGGAUAAAAUCUCAGACAGUGAUGACCAAGAAACUGCCAACUGCGAUGCAAAAGCGAUCUUUAUGGUGCUGACCAGCGUGCUGCCGAAGGACGACUGGUGGAACCUCCUCCUGAAGGCCAUCUAUGCCCUCUGCGAUCUCUCUCGCUACAAGGAGGCAGAACUCCUCGUAGACUCUUCACUGGAAUACUAUUCCUUCUACGACGACCGGCAGAAGCGCAAAGAACUGGAGUACUUUGGCCUUUCGGCUGCGAUUCUGGACAAGAAUUUUAGAAAAGCUUACAAUUACAUCAGGAUCAUGGUCAUGGAACAUGUCAAUAAACCGCAGCUCUGGAACAUCUUCAACCAGAUCACCUUGCACUCACAAGAUGUCCGGCACCACCGCUUCUGCCUACGACUGAUGCUGAAGAACCCCGACAACCACGCGCUUUGCGUCUUAAACGGCCACAAUGCUUUUGUGUCUGGCAGUUUCAAGCACGCUCUUGGGCAAUACGUACAAGCUUUCCGCUCUAAUCCGGAGGAGCCGCUCUUCAACCUCUGCAUCGGGCUGACUUUCAUCCACAUGGCGUCUCAGAAGUAUGUGCUGAAGAGGCAUGCGCUUAUAGUCCAGGGUUUCUCCUUCCUCCACCGAUACCUCCACCUCCGGGGCUCUUGCCAAGAAUCUUUGUACAAUUUGGGCCGUGCUCUUCACCAGCUGGGUUUGGUUCAUCUGGCCAUUCACUACUACCAAAAGGCACUGGAGCUUCCCCCGCUGGUCUUGGAGGGAAUAGAUGCUGACCAGACAGACUUGCGAAGGGACAUCGCCUUCAACUUAUCGCUCAUCUAUCAGAGCAGCGGGAACAUUAGAAUGGCUCGGAAGCUGCUGUACACCCAUGGGGCCGUGUGA